CAACCCUGAGAUUAAAAGACUUCUGCUCUACCAACUGAGCUGCCCAGCAGCUAGGGUUCAGGAGGCGCGCACAUCAGCUGUUUAGCUCCCUCCCAUGAAGUCUGUCUUCAUGGUUAGAAUCAGGCAGGCGCACUGGCACACAGAAAGGCGUAUUGUAAAACAAAAGCAAAAAAUCCCAACAACACACAUGCUGCAGAGGCAACAACCUAUGGUGUUUUGGUGCCUGAGACAGAAAAUCCAUAGUGUGCACGGCAAUGAUCACAAGCAACCAUGCCAUGUUUGAAAGGGUAGGGGAUGGCAAAGUUUUCCCCCCAGAGGUGGUGGUAACUGUGGAAGGGAUAGCCCCUGUAGCAGACAGCAAAUUUAACUGAGCAUCAGAUUCCUGCACCCCAUGGUACUCCACAACCAGCCAACUCAUAACUCCACAUGCUCCCUCCAAACGUCUCCUGGUCCUUUCGUCUACUUCUUUUAAUUUUUACAAUUUAUUUUUAAUUUCAAGUAAUGGAACAUAUCCAUACAAGGAUUAGUAGCUGUACAGCAAAGAAAGCAAAAUAGCGGCUGACGGUUGUCGUUUUAGACGUUCCAAGAAAGGCAAUCUAGCGAAAGCGUAUCUCCAUAAGGUUCAAGGAGUUGACGGAGGGUGAAAACUAUGUUCAAUUGCCUUAACAAAGUCUCUCUGAUCCUUUCCUAAUUGAAAGCUGGUGACAAACUGCUUCUUUGCCCCUCCGCUUAGAUAUGAGGAGUGUCUGUUCCCAAACGCUCCUGGGUGUUGCAUUCUAAACAAGGCUGCCAGCUUCCCAGCUAUCAGAAAAAACAUAUUAAGUUAUUAAGGACUACAGCAGUUCUUUUGUUAAGGCCCCUGGCAGCUCAUCAGCUGGGCGUUCCCCAUUAUCAAGAUGGCCAAAUUCAUGACGUUAUGAAAGAUGAAACUUUAGAACAUGAGUGUUUCUCCCUCCUCCCUCUUUUUUAUUGUUUAAAUCUCAUAAUAAUUAAAGUCACGGGGGUGGGGAUGCCCUUGUUUUUUAAGCAGGAGGCUUGUGGCUUUUUGCAUAUGCAUACCAAUAACAUGCAAGCCAUUUAAAUGUUUGAAAUAAUAGUCACUUGAGAUGCAAACUCCCUCUGCUGGUCUCUCCAAAUAGCACAUAUGCUUUCAAGCCAUGCCAGGGUGAAGGGAGAUUGCCAAAGCCAGAUGAGGUGGAGAAAUGGAAGUAGCAGAAAGUUAACUAUUUGAAGACACUGCAGGAUGCAUGAGGCUUUGAAAGUCCUGGACCAGCUUCAGAAAAUGGGAAUUGGGAGCACGGUAUUACAGUGGUCCCAAUCCUGCCUUCAGAACCAAGUCCAGAGAGUAGCAUUGGGAGAGUGCCCCCUGGUGGCUCUUAUGAGGUGCUGCAGGGAACUGUCUUACCUCCACUGAAGCCGCUGGGAGUGGUCAUUAGGAGUUUGGGGGCAAGGUGCCAAUGGUUAUUUCUCCUUAACCAUUGAAUCAAAAGAGGCUGCUGCGCAGUUCCUGGGCCAUUGCCUGGAUGCAGCGGUGAAAUGGAUGAGCUUAAACAAGCUGAGCUUGUAUCCUGGCAAGACAGAGGCGCUAAGGGAGCCAAAACCACUGCAGUCAUGGCGGAACUUCAACGUCUUCCCUCCUUGAGACGAGUUGCCGUUUGUGGGGGCACUCAUGGGAAUGAGAUGUCGGGAGUUUUCCUGGCCAAGCACUGGCUCAGGGACCCCUCUGAGUUGCAACGCGGCACCUUCCAUGCUACGCCCUUCCUGGGCAACCCACGGGCAGUUGAGCAAUGUGUGCGCUACAUUGGAAGGGAUCUUAAUCGGGCAUUCCUCAAUGAAUUUCUCACCUCCAAGGAUUCAGACCACUAUGAACUUCAACGUGCUCAGGAGAUCAACCAGAGCUUUGGGCCCAGGGGUUCAUCUCAGGCCUAUGACUUUAUGUUUGACCUACAUAACACCACAGCCAACAUGGGCGCCUGCCUUUUUGUGGCCACUGAGCACUGCCUGUUGCCCAUGCACAUGUGUCACUACAUUCAGAAACAUUACUCAUUGGGGCCCUGCACCAUCUUCCUUUAUCAGCAGCCAGGAGAGGAGACUAUUUACCUCACUUCAGUGGCCAAAGCUGGACUAGCGUUAGAGCUGGGUCCUCAGCCCCAAGGAGUGGCGCGAGCUGACUGCCUUGCUCAGAUGAGAUCCAUCAUGGCCUGUGCUCUGGACUUCAUUGAGCUUUUUAACAAAGGCACAUUGUUCCCAGCCUUUGAGGUUGAAGCAUACAAGGUGGUUGAACGUGUGGAUUUCCCCCGCUAUCCUGAUGGUGAGAUCUCUGCUGUGAUACAUCCCAAUCUGCAGGAUAAAGAUUUCCAGCCCCUGAAGCCCGGGGACCCCAUUUUCCAGACGCUCGGUGGAGAUGUGAUUCUGUAUGAGGGUGACAGCAUCACCUACCCAGCCUUCAUCAAUGAGGCAGCCUAUUAUGAGAAGAAAGUGGCCUUCGUCAAGAUGGAGAAACGCACAUUCGCCCAACCUGCACUGCAGAAGGAACUUUAAAUAAGUCAUGUUUAAUCCUGGGAACAAAGCAGACAUCACCAGAAGCCAGUUCAAAUGAAUACAUUUUAUAUCCUCUAAGAAGCCUCUGUAGUGUACCUCGCCCAGGCACCAUAUACUGCAUUUGCACAUAAAAUGAAGAGUCCUUGUAUAAUUUCAUAGUUUAUUACUGGAGACAGCUCUAUCUUGUGCUUAUAGGAUACGAUAACAUCAUUCUCUGAAACAGUAGUUCAUUGCCUUUUCAUCCAAAGAAUUUGCACUGGGCUGGUCCCCCUGCAAGUUUUCUAGAUUGCCUUUUAAUAUCUGUGGGAUGGAUCUGUUCUGUUGGAGUGGAUCACUGUGUUCUAAUAUGGUUAGAGUUAGCAUGGAUACAAGGUGUGAGUCUAGAUUCAAAUCCUGUGAUCUAGUCAGGACUGCCUGAGCCAUUUUAGCUCUGGCUCAGCUGCUCUACCCCCCAAAUGUCCUCCUUCAUGAGGGUGGCCACAAAAAUAAAAGGAUGCUUAUUUGCAUAAUCUAA
This is a messenger RNA of Zootoca vivipara (common lizard), 3055 nucleotides long. RefSeq names its product aminoacylase 3 (gene ACY3). The record is from RefSeq and is a predicted model, not a curated record. Gene Ontology annotation, cellular component: cytosol. Gene Ontology annotation, molecular function: aminoacylase activity; hydrolase activity, acting on ester bonds. Lineage: Eukaryota; Metazoa; Chordata; Lepidosauria; Squamata; Lacertidae.